AUGCUAUCCAUACUCGCUAGACCUAGUAAGAAACUAUCUCUUGCUGUUGGAACCACAGCAGCAGCAGCCAUUGCAGCAGGGUACUUUUACCAAGCCUCUGCAAUUAAUUCUAGUUAUAUUCACAAUGACUCGGGAACCAAGGCAGCAGCCGCAGCUACUUUUACUGGAGACAAUCAAUGGCAUGAUUUAUCAAUCGCUGCAAUUGAACAGUUAAGUCAUGAUACCAGGCGUUUUACUUUUAAAUUACCCUCUGAUGAUCACACCACCGGGUUGAUGACCGCAUCUGCCUUGUUGGCAAAGUAUGUGACUCCAAAGGGUUCUAAUGUUAUUAGACCUUAUACCCCGGUAACUGAUAAUAUGCAGAAGGGUUCUUUUGAUUUGGUUAUUAAACAUUAUGAAGGCGGUAAGUUCACUACGCACCUGUUUGGUUUGAAAGAAAAUGAUACUGUUUCAUUUAAGGGUCCAAUUCAGAAAUGGCGCUGGCAACCAAAUUCCUUUGAUUCAGUUGUCUUGCUUGGUGCAGGUACCGGGAUCACUCCUUUGUUCCAAUUGAUGCAUCACAUUGCGGAGAACAAGGCUGACCACACCAAGGUUCAUUUGUUUUAUGGGAACAAAACACCACAGGACAUUCUAUUGAAGAAGGAAUUGGAUGAUUUGGCCUCGAGGUUCCCUGACCAAAUCCACGUGACUUAUUUUGUUGAUAAGCCAAAUUGGAGUUUCCGUGGUGAGAAGGGGUUCAUUACUAAAGAGUUUCUACAGAAGCAUAUUCCAAAACCAGAUGAAAAGACCCAGCUAUUUGUUUGUGGGCCCCCUCCAUUUAUGAGUGCUUAUUCGGGCCCCAAAGUUUCACCUACUGAUCAAGGCGACCUUACCGGUAUGCUUGCUGAGUUAGGAUAUGCUAAGGAGCAAGUUUACAAAUUUUAG
Molecule: messenger RNA, 924 nt
Organism: Eremothecium cymbalariae DBVPG#7215
Lineage: Eukaryota; Fungi; Ascomycota; Saccharomycetes; Saccharomycetales; Saccharomycetaceae
Gene: MCR1
Product: cytochrome-b5 reductase
Exons: 1
Coding region: 1-924 (307 amino acids)
Biological process (GO): ergosterol biosynthetic process
Molecular function (GO): cytochrome-b5 reductase activity, acting on NAD(P)H
Source: RefSeq, a predicted model, not a curated record